Plasmopara halstedii is the source of this 911-nucleotide messenger RNA. RefSeq lists its product as uncharacterized. The transcript has a single exon. The record is from RefSeq and is a predicted model, not a curated record. Lineage: Eukaryota; Oomycota; Peronosporomycetes; Peronosporales; Peronosporaceae. Bases 236 to 745 code for a protein of 169 amino acids.
CGGUUUAAGGUCAGACAAGUGUCGUAUGCGUGACUGUAUGGGUGCGAGACUGUCGUUCUUGAAGGUUAAUUAGGUCAACUUAUUAGGAUAAAUAAGUGCAAUAGUUUCUCUUUUUAAGGUGUUUAUUGUUUUGUACCGUCCACACACCAGCCUCAUCUUCUAGGAUUUGACCCCAUCUUCAAUCAUAUAGUACACUUCAUUCUCUAAUUACUCGACUAGAUUGUAAGAAACUUACAUGACCAUGCCAUUUCAGUGGUUUUGCUGCCAUCAUAGCCGCAGUAUUGACAAUGAAGCUGCACCACCAUCAUCGUAUUCCUUAAAUCCCAAUCGCAAGACUAAGCGCUCAAGGUUUCGAUCUGGUCGAUCAUACUCUCAAGGUCACGGUCUACGUUCGUUAGUUGCGUUAUGUGGAAUCAGGCAGCACAAAUAUGAUGCUGCUGUCAAUUGUGUGGCUGAGAAUCAAAGCAAUACAUUGAUUCAAAACAAAAAUCGUCGCCGCUUUACGAUCCAUGGUCUCUCCUACUAUCACAACCACAUCGAAGAAGCAGGAUGGAGCUUUGACUCAACACCAGCAGGAUCCCCGCUAACCAUGUAUACUUCAAAUUCCCCAAGCCAUGCAUCUUCCAGACGCUUUAGUUUCAGCUCGAUUCGAAAGUCGCUCGACCGUAGCCCACGAACGUUACAGAUGGUUCCAGAUUCCCUAGACUCAAAUCCAUCGAUCUUUUUUAUCGACUGCCCGCCGUAACGUUCUCCGCAAUAGUCCGCUUGAUGCAUCGUAGCGUGUAGAAUGGUGCAGCGUCAAGAGGCGUAAUGGAUGUGCGGAGGUGAGGUGUAAUGGAUAUGCGUAGGACUAAAAAGACUGUACAGAAAAAUAAUAUUGAUAUGAAUAUAGAGCGUAGAUUACCAAAACC